Molecule: messenger RNA, 2298 nt
Organism: Stomoxys calcitrans (stable fly)
Lineage: Eukaryota; Metazoa; Arthropoda; Insecta; Diptera; Muscidae
Gene: Non1
Product: nucleolar GTP-binding protein 1
Exons: 4
Coding region: 114-2072 (652 amino acids)
Biological process (GO): ribosomal large subunit biogenesis
Cellular component (GO): nucleolus
Molecular function (GO): RNA binding; GTPase activity; GTP binding
Source: RefSeq, a predicted model, not a curated record
CCUCCGUUCCUUUUGGGUUUUGCGUGCCUCGUGGUUGUUGUGGCAUUUGCAGCCUUUUAAUAAUUUUUAAUUUUCCUUUUAAUUACACGUGUAAUACAAGGAAAAACAUCAAAAUGAGUUUGUAUAAUUUUAAGAAAAUAAUGGUGGUUCCGCCAGCAAAGGACUUUAUCGAUAUUAUGCUAUCCAAGACACAACGUAAGACCCCCACCGUUGUGCAUAAGGGCUACAAGAUUUCCCGUAUUCGUGCUUUUUACACACGCAAAGUGAAAUUCACCCAACAGAAUUUCCACGACCGUUUGUCACAGAUUAUUCAAGAUUUUCCCAAGCUGGAUGAUGUACAUCCCUUCUAUGCGGAUUUAAUGAAUGUGCUCUAUGACAAGGAUCAUUACAAAUUGGCUUUGGGUCAAUUGAAUACGGCCAGACAUUUAAUAGACAAUGUUGGCAAAGAUUAUGUGCGCUUGUUGAAAUAUGGCGAUUCCUUGUAUCGUUGCAAACAAUUGAAAAAGGCUGCCUUGGGUCGCAUGGCCACAAUUAUGAAGAGACAGGCAUCGAAUUUAACAUAUUUGGAACAAGUACGCCAACAUUUGUCACGUUUACCCACCAUUGAUCCUUACUCGCGUACUAUUAUCAUUUGCGGCUUCCCCAAUGUUGGCAAAUCUUCAUUCAUUAACAAGAUUACUCGAGCUGAUGUUGAGGUACAACCUUAUGCUUUCACCACAAAAUCUUUGUAUGUUGGCCACACGGACUACAAAUACUUGAGAUGGCAGGUAAUUGACACCCCUGGUAUUUUAGAUCAUCCCCUUGAAGAACGCAAUGUCAUUGAAAUGCAAGCCAUAACAGCUUUGGCUCAUUUGCGUUCUGCUGUUCUCUAUUUCAUGGACAUUUCUGAACAAUGUGGUCACUCUCUGGAAGAACAAGUAAAACUUUUUGAAAGCAUUAAACCCCUAUUUACAAAUAAACCUCUCAUCUUGGCCAUCAAUAAAAUCGACAUUAUUGGUUUGGACGAUUUGUCCGCAGAGAAGAGACAAGUCAUAGAAAAACUUCAAGAAGAUACGAGUGUACCUGUAUUGUUCCUAUCCACUGUCAAUGAGGCUGGAGUCAUGGAGGUGAAAAUGGAGGCUUGUGAGCGUUUGCUUUCCUACAGAGUGGACCAGAAGAUGCGCACUAAGAAGGUCGACAAUAUACUCAAUCGUUUGCAUGUGGCAAUGCCUGCGCCACGCGAUGACAAGGUCCGAGCUCCUUGCAUACCAGAACAAGCAUUGGCCAAGCUGGAAAAGAAUGCCACCAAGGCAGAACGCAAACGCAAACUGGAAAAAGAAAUCGAAGAAGAAAUGGGUGAUGACUACACUUUGGAUCUGCAAAAGAAUUACAGCGAAAUUGCCGAAGAGGAGCGCUACGAUGCCAUUCCUGAAUUCUGGGAAGGACACAAUAUUGCAGAUUACAUUGAUCCCGAUAUCUUUGAGAAAUUGGAAGAAUUGGAACGAGCCGAAGGUAUACGAGAGGAGGGUGGUGUCUACGAUAUACCCGACAUGUCUAUGGAUGAGACACUUAAAGAAAUUCGUGAAAUGGCCAAGAAAAUACGCACCAAACGUUUCCUUUUGCGCGAGGAGAAACGUCUACAGCCAAGAAAAAACAAGCCAAUCAUACCGCGCCACAAACAGCCCAAGGUGCGUGAUCGUUCGGUCAACAAAUUGGUGGAGACCAUGGAGAACCUGGGUGUCGAUAUGUCUGGAACUGAAAAUGCCAACUUCACUAAGGCUGUGGUUGACUUGCGUCGCGGUCAAAUUGCUGUGGGCUCCAAGAAAACUCUGAAGAAACCUUUGCUAGACAAAGAAUCCUCGGCUGUGGUCAAGAAGACUGGCCAGCCAUUGAAGCGCAAACCAGCUCGUGAUACCAUGGGCAUUAAGAAUGUGGCCAUGAAAAAGAAGGCCCAAAUUAUGGCCAAGAAAGAUAUUGCCAAGAAGGUUACACGUUUGGGUCUUAAGGGCGAGGCCGAUCGUUUCAUUGGUACCAAAAUGCCCAAACAUUUAUACGCUGGCAAGCGCGGUAGUGGUACUGCAGAUAGACGAUAAGUUUUAUGUUUCAGUUUUAGUUAAUUUUUUUUCUAUUUUUUGGGGGGUCAUUUCGCAUAGAUAGAGACGAAAAUAAAACACAAUGUCGGGAAGCUUCAACUUCAGCUUUAUUUUGAAGAAUUUUACAAAUUCUAAUUGUAAUAUGAAUUGAUAUGUAAAACUAACAACUAAGUUACAUAUAUACUACAUAUGUAUGUGUGUAUGACAUUGAAAACACAAAAUCUAA